Molecule: messenger RNA, 2276 nt
Organism: Setaria italica (foxtail millet)
Lineage: Eukaryota; Viridiplantae; Streptophyta; Magnoliopsida; Poales; Poaceae
Product: beta-glucosidase 26
Exons: 11
Coding region: 481-2100 (539 amino acids)
Biological process (GO): carbohydrate metabolic process
Molecular function (GO): beta-glucosidase activity
Source: RefSeq, a predicted model, not a curated record
UUGCACGCCACGACAGACAUCGCCGGCAAGCGAGAGAUAGAGGAGGGGAUAGCCUCAAGCCUGCACGCGUACGUGAGUUCGGCGAAGGGGACAAAGGCUAGCUCGUUGAUGUGCACGAGACCUGUUUCUUGCUGCGGGCGCCCAUACGCCGGCCGCUAUCUAUCUUGGCAGGAUUCAUCUUCUUAUCUCCAGAAUUAUUGCUGUGUACGUUUGUUCAUGGCACGAUAUAGCCCCGUUCUGAACGUAGAUACACCCUGAAUAGUGCGUAGUAUACAUCCUACUCCAAUAUCCAAGAUAUAUAAUUAAUUGUUGUGAGGUUGUGUCCAUGCUAUGAGAAUAUGAUAUGUUACGGUUACUAGAUUUUGCGUUAGAAUAUAAAGAUAUACUGUCCCAGAUUUCCCUCUUGUAUUAAAUGCUAUUAUGUCAUAACUCGUAUCAUCAGAAAAUCUGAUAUGGCACCUUAUUGAUGAUUAUGGUAUAAUGUGUUGGGACUAUCCUUUUAUAAGUAUCUUCGGAGGGCACGGAUUGUGUCUCCGGCCUUCCUGCUCCCUCUCCUCUGGGUCCAUGCAGAGAACCAUGAAGAAGCUCACGGCACCGGCGGUACUGCUAGCGGCGGCAGCUCAUGUCCUGCUGCUGACGCUGAGGACGGCGCAAUGCUUCAACCCAGAGAUCUACAACACAGGCGGGCUCAGCCGCCGCGCGUUCCCGGCGGGGUUCGUCUUCGGGACGGCCGCGUCGGCGUACCAGGUCGAGGGGAUGGCCAAGCAGGGAGGCCGGGGGCCUAGCAUCUGGGACGCCUUCAUCAAGGUACCAGGGACGAUCCCUGACAAUGCCACGGCUGAUGUGGCGGUCGACGAGUAUCAUCGAUACAAGGAAGAUGUGAACAUAAUGAAGAACAUGGGCUUUGAUGCAUACCGGUUUUCGAUCUCUUGGUCUAGGAUCUUCCCGAAUGGAACUGGUGAGGUGAACCAGGAAGGAGUGGAUUACUACAACAGGCUAAUAGAUUACAUGAUUCAGCAAGGAAUCACCCCAUAUGCAAACCUCUACCACUAUGACCUCCCGUUGGCACUCCAUGAGCAGUACCUUGGCUGGCUUAGCCCAAAGAUCGUGGAGGCGUUUGCAGACUAUGCAGAAUUCUGCUUCCAGAUGUUUGGAGACAGGGUGAAGAACUGGUUUACCUUCAACGAGCCGAGGUGCGUCGCGGCCCUGGGCUACGAUAAUGGCUUACACGCACCAGGAAGGUGUUCUGGAUGUGCUGCUGGAGGGAACUCCACUACAGAGCCGUACCUUGUCGCGCAUCAUCUCAUACUUUCUCAUGCAGCUGCGGUUAAGCGAUACCGUGAUAAAUAUCAGCUCUACCAAAAGGGGAGGAUUGGAAUUCUCUUGGAUUUUGUGUGGUACGAACCUUUCAGUGACAGCAACGCGGAUCGAGCUGCGGCGCAGCGAGCCAGGGACUUCCACCUCGGCUGGUUCCUCGACCCCAUUGUAAACGGACGGUACCCAUACUCAAUGCAAGAGAUUGUAGAGGAUAGACUGCCAUUGUUCAGUGAUGAAGAGUCCAGGAUGGUGAAAGGCUCCAUAGACUAUGUUGGCAUCAACCACUACACUUCUUUCUACAUGAAGGACCCUGGUACAUGGAACCUGAUGCCGAUCAGCUACCAAUAUGAUUGGCAUGCUAGUUUUGUCUAUGAAAGAAACGGUGUCCCUAUCGGCGCUCAUGCAAACUCCUACUGGCUGUACAUUGUACCAUGGGGAAUCAACAAGGCUGUCAACUAUGUCAAGGAAACCUAUGAAAAUCCUAUAAUGAUCCUUGCUGAAAAUGGAAUGGACCAACCAGGUAACAUCAGUAUUUCUCAGGGUGUGCACGACACGAUAAGAAUUCGCUAUUACAGAGACUACAUAACAGAGCUCAAGAAGGCGAUAGAUGAUGGUGCCAGAGUCAUUGGGUACUUUGCGUGGUCAUUGCUUGACAACUUCGAGUGGAGGCUUGGGUACACUUCCCGGUUCGGCCUGGUCUAUGUGGACUACAAGACACUGAAAAGGUACCCCAAGGAUUCAGCUUUCUGGUUCAAGCACAUGCUCUCCAAGAAGAGGAGCUAGAAUUGCGGACAAGAGGGCCAAUGGUUUCAGGUGUCACACAAAAGUUCACUCUGUACAUCUAACUCCUAGAUGUCAGAUUAGCUUUAAGAAACCGUGCAAAUAAUAGUGUUUCGAUCUCGACAUCUCUAGAUUUGUCAAUUGUUGCAAUACUAAAAUAAUAAAGUGGUGCCUUCAAA